AUGACGGACCCGAACGGACAACACGCACUCGCGUCACACGACCGUCUAGUCACGGAUCCCGCCUUCUCGUCUGUGCGGUCGAGUGCAGACGACCAAGAUGGUUCGGUCAUGAAAUUUGACGACUCUGCCUUGGAGACAUUGAACGCAGCUGUUGAACAAGGAGCCGACCCUUUCAAGUAUGUCACAGCUGGAGAGUCAAGCACCGGUCUCAAAGCUUCUGACGGCAAGCCUUCGGGUUCACAGCCUUUCGCUCGGACACCAGAGUUGCGAGUUAGUCAUAAGAUUGCGGAGCGCAAGAGACGAAAAGAAAUGAAAGAGCUGUUUGACGAGUUGAGAGAUCUACUUCCUUCCGAACGAGGGUCAAAAUCCAGCAAGUGGGAGAUUCUUUCCAAAGCCAUCGAUCAUGUCACAAAUAUGAAGAAUCACAACGCGGAACUGAUAAGAGAGAUAGAGAGAACACGACGAGAACUGGAUAUGGCAAGAGGUGGAAACGGUCAAUUCGCCCCUUAUCAUACAGCACCGUACGCCAUACCACAAGCGCCCCUAUAUCCCGGUAUCGCUGCCUAUCCCACACCGGCGGCAGUCUCGUCCGCUCCAGCCACUGGAGCACCUCCCACCCCCGGCAUACCCAUCGGGACUCCCACGUCUGGCUCUAUCCCUACAGGACGACAACAAUCACCGCAAGUUUCGCAACAUACUGCAGCGCAGCAACAACAGACUUUGAAAUCUUCCCCUUCUCAACCCGGUUCGAGCUCCUCACAGCCUCGACUGAGCUUAGUGUACAUCAAGUGGGAGGAGAUGUGUGUCGACGUAACGUGGAGUGAGGGGUACGACAUGAUUCAUGCACGAGACUAUUGUUAUCUUGAUUCAGGAAGUCACACGGAAUAUAUUGGUGCAAGGUGUAUUAGCUCAUAUACGGCAUCGGACCCCCGAGCCCGUCGUGAGAACACAUACGCUCCCUUAUAUCGUGACAUGCGACCUGAGAAAGGUGACGUCCUUUCUGUUGACAACUAA
This is a messenger RNA of Tremella mesenterica DSM 1558, 1014 nucleotides long. RefSeq lists its product as uncharacterized. The transcript has 5 exons. The record is from RefSeq and is a predicted model, not a curated record. Bases 1 to 1014 code for a protein of 337 amino acids. Gene Ontology annotation, cellular component: RNA polymerase II transcription regulator complex. NCBI's taxonomy places the organism in Eukaryota, Fungi, Basidiomycota, Tremellomycetes, Tremellales, Tremellaceae. Gene Ontology annotation, biological process: positive regulation of transcription by RNA polymerase II. Gene Ontology annotation, molecular function: protein dimerization activity; DNA-binding transcription factor activity.